Molecule: messenger RNA, 288 nt
Organism: Peniophora sp. CBMAI 1063
Lineage: Eukaryota; Fungi; Basidiomycota; Agaricomycetes; Russulales; Peniophoraceae
Source: the annotation of a GenBank genome assembly
AUGUCCAGCCUCCAGGGCUAUGUAGACAGACGUGUCCUGCUCGUGCUACAAGAUGGCCGAACAAUAUUGGGCGUGCUAGCCGGCUACGACCAAAAAUCAAACGUCGUACUCUCUGACUCGAAAGAACGAGUCUUCAGUACGGACGAGGGUGUCGAAGAAGUGCCACUAGGACUAUACUUGGUAAAGGGAGACAUGAUCAUCCUCAUCGGGGAGGUCGACGAAGAGAAGGACAAGGAGAUUGACCUGUCAUCUAUACGCGCCGAACCCCUGCCCCCAAUACGAUACUAA